Molecule: messenger RNA, 345 nt
Organism: Racocetra persica
Lineage: Eukaryota; Fungi; Glomeromycota; Glomeromycetes; Diversisporales; Gigasporaceae
Source: the annotation of a GenBank genome assembly
AUGAUUGGAUCUUUACAUGUAUCCUUGAAUAGUUGUGAGACCGUUUUUCUUCUAAAUUACGAUUUUUUUGAUUUAAGUUUUCAUGCAGUUUUUGGACGUAAUAAGAUACUGGCAAAAAAGCCAAAACUUUAUAAAAUUAAUUUACUUUUGGAAUUAAUAUACCAGGGAUGGUCUCGAGUUCAUUCUAUAGUAAUGCAAAAAUUCAAAUAUUCUAAAGACCCUGAAGCCCGAUAUCUCAUUAAUUUAUUAGACAAUAUUGUACUGUUGGUUUUAGAUUUCUAUCCUAUUAUAUUUCGCAGCAGAAAUUGGGAAGCAUACAUAGAAGCAAUGUUUCGCAUCUGGAUG